AUGGGUAUCUGCAGGCUGUCGUUUCUCCUCGUCCUGCUUGGUGGAUUACAACAUCUGAGUGACGCCCAAACCAGGGGCUGUGCCAGGACUUGUAAUGUGUUUUUUCGAUGCUCGCCCUACUACAAAGAGCUGGUGUGGGCGGUUGUGGAUGGCGUUUGCCGCGUCUACCAGAACGGUUGUAUCUUUGGAAACGAAAACUGCACUAGGGUCAAUCAAUGCCUCACACCAAUGAAUGCCACCUCACCGGAAAAGUGUAAGGAGUAUUGCCCCAGGCGUUGUCCAAGUGAUGGUCAAGAAGUUUGCGGCUGGUUCCCGUACAUCAAUAACAUGGGGGUAAACAGUGAUCGUUACAUUAGCUUCCCCAAUCGCUGUCUGCUGGAUCAAUAUUCCUGCCAGAAUGAUAUCGCCUAUGCAUAUGAUCCAACCCUUGGACCCUGUCCCUAA
Drosophila miranda is the source of this 444-nucleotide messenger RNA. Its product is annotated as salivary glue protein Sgs-5-like. The transcript has 3 exons. The record is from RefSeq and is a predicted model, not a curated record. Bases 1 to 444 code for a protein of 147 amino acids. NCBI's taxonomy places the organism in Eukaryota, Metazoa, Arthropoda, Insecta, Diptera, Drosophilidae.